This is a messenger RNA of Rhizophagus irregularis DAOM 181602=DAOM 197198, 255 nucleotides long. The record is from RefSeq and is a predicted model, not a curated record. NCBI's taxonomy places the organism in Eukaryota, Fungi, Glomeromycota, Glomeromycetes, Glomerales, Glomeraceae.
AUGUCCUUUGAAUAUUCUCAAGAAAUUAUCAAUGAUUUGGAAAAAUUACUUAAAGCUGAAGAAGAAUAUAAUGUUUUUAUCUAUGCUGAUGGAAAUGAAAAUAUAAGAGAAAUUCAUGCACGUUCAAUUUUAUUACGCAUUAGGUCUCAAUAUUUUCGUACGGCAUUCUCAGAAGAAGGAUGCUUCGUUAAACAUCAGCACGAGUUUUUACAACAAAAUCCUUUAGAAAUUCUUGGAAACUGUUUACCAACGUGA